Messenger RNA from Camellia sinensis, 1514 nucleotides. Its product is annotated as leucoanthocyanidin reductase. Gene Ontology annotation, molecular function: oxidoreductase activity. Lineage: Eukaryota; Viridiplantae; Streptophyta; Magnoliopsida; Ericales; Theaceae. The record is from RefSeq and is a predicted model, not a curated record.
UUUGCCACCUCUCUCUCACCAAAACAUCUCUCUCUCUCUCUCUCAAAGUGGGGGUAAAAGACACGAAGACGAAUUUGACAGACGGACGGACAGACAAAGCCAAAAAAAAAAGCAUGACUGUAGCAGCAGAAGUAGCCGCCGUGGGUGGGACUAUGAUCGUGGGUUCGACCGGCUUCAUCGGGCGGUUCGUGGCGGAGGCCUGCCUUGACUCCGGCCGCCCCACCUUUCUUCUCGUACGGUCCUUCCACCACUCCGCCACCCUCUCCUCCCUCCGACACAAAGGCGCCUUACUCAUUCCCGGAUCAAUCAACGACCAGGAUUUGAUGGAGAAGGUUUUGAGGGACCAUAAGAUUGAGGUUGUAAUCUCAGCCGUUGGUGGAGAAAGCAUCUUGGACCAGCUAGUACUCAUCCACGCCAUUAAAUCUGUUGGCACUGUUAAGAGGUUUUUGCCGUCUGAAUUUGGGCAUGACAUAGAUAGAGCUGAUCCAGUGGAGCCGGGACUAGCAAUGUACAAAGAAAAGCGAAUGGUGAGGAGGGCAAUUGAAGAGGCUGGGAUCCCCUACACCUACAUUUGCUGUAACUCCAUCGCAGCCUGGCCCUACCAUGACAACACACACCCUGCCGAUGUCAUCCCACCGUUGGAUCGUUUUCAUAUCUACGGUGAUGGCUCAGUCAAAGCUUACUUUGUGGCGGGAAAUGAUAUUGGAAAAUUCACAAUAAAAUCGAUAGACGAUGAUCGGACAGUCAACAAAUCAGUUCAUUUCCAACCAAAAUGCAAUCUACUAAACAUGAAUGAGCUUGCAUCUUUGUGGGAGAAAAAGCUUGGGCACACACUCCCUAGAGUAACCAUCACUGAAGAUGACUUACUUGCCGCUGCUGAAAAGAUGUGCAUCCCAGAAAGCAUUGUUGCAUCGUUCACCCACGACAUCUUCAUCAAGGGUUGCCAGAUAAACUAUGCCCUCGACAAACCUACCGAUGUGGAAGUCAUGUCCCUCUAUCCAGAUGCAUCAUUUCGAACCAUUGAUGAGUGCUUUGAUGACUUCCUAGCAAAGAUUAGUGUUGCUUCAGUGGUAGUUGACAAAAGGGCAAGUGGAGACGCAAUUUUUUCACCAAAUGCUCCAACGGUGGUUGACAAGGUUACAACUAAAGACACCAUCUUUUCACCGGUGGCGGUUGACAAAAGGGCAAAUGAAGACACCAAUUUUUCACCAAAUGCUCCGAUUGUGGUUGAUAAGGCGGCAGCUGAAGACACCAUCUUUUCACCAAAUAAUGGAACAGAAGCAUUGGCUAUCACCACUACUUGUUCAUGAUCUAUCAUGAAAAAUUAACCAUCCUAUACUUGCAGCUAGUGAAUUAUUAUUCUUUGUUAGAAGGGUUUAUCGGUGAAACGAAUUAAUACUACUAGGGUUCUAUAAUUUUUGUCUAAUCAUCAAUGUGUGUACUAUUGAGAUGUUGAGAACAGUUGAAGGUUGUAUUCAAUGAAAGGUACUUGGUUUGAAGGAUUGAUGAUCCUA